CUCAGUCUGUUCGGCUGUGUAUGCACAACUGUGUAAACACAGCAGGAAGUUAUCACUGCGUCUGCCCUCCCGGCUACAAACUGGGCCGAGACUACCACAGCUGCCAAGAUAUUGACGAGUGUGAAACAGGACAGCAGAACUGCACCCAGGGCCAGGUGUGUGUGAACACUUACGGGGGAUACGAGUGUGUGGCGGCACGGUGCCCCCACUUCAGGAACGCCAGCUACGUCAAGACCUCGCCUCUGCGCUGCGAGCGAAACCCCUGCAUGAUCUGGGACAAGGCCUGCAUCCAGGCGCCCAGCUCCGUGUCCUUCCAGUACAUGGCGGUGGUGUCCAACAUGUCGGCCCCGCGCGUGCUGUUCCGCGUGUCGGCCGCCCGUCUGCUGGGGGACACGCUCCGCUUCGGGCUGCUGGGGAACCGCGGCCGCCGCCACUUCUCCGUGCAGCGCUCGGGCCAGAUGACGGGCCAGCUGCUGCUGGUGGCCCCCCCGCAGGGCCCCGCCACGCUCCACGCAGAGGUGGAGAUGAGCGAGCUGGAGAAGCGCAAGCUGCUGGGCCGCUACGUCACCAAGGUCACCCUGUUUGUGUCGCCGUACACCUUCUAGAGGGCCGCGGAGAGGAGAGAUGGACAGGGAGAACUCCAGGGCCAGUGACCAUAUAAAGACACAGUGAGUGAGUGGGCAAUGCAUAGUAGUGUUUGCCCUGUUUCAGGGCUAUGAUGAUGGAAUUAAUUAACUGUGUGGUUCCAGGAAACAUCCCUACCAUAGUGACUAUAUCAGAUUUGACUUAAUUUUGUGAAAUUCAAUGAAAGUAUUUCUUUAAAGAGACUGUCUGGAUCUUACUACUAUUUAUCUAUAUUUUUGAUAGAUACAUUAAGAAAGGUUUGAAGCAUGAUACAUUUUUAUUUUUAUUCGAACCUUUGAA
Molecule: messenger RNA, 924 nt
Organism: Sardina pilchardus (European sardine)
Lineage: Eukaryota; Metazoa; Chordata; Actinopteri; Clupeiformes; Clupeidae
Product: fibulin-7-like
Exons: 3
Coding region: 21-605 (194 amino acids)
Molecular function (GO): calcium ion binding
Source: RefSeq, a predicted model, not a curated record